This is a messenger RNA of Gallus gallus (chicken), 4704 nucleotides long. RefSeq names its product small integral membrane protein 5 (gene SMIM5). Bases 344 to 592 code for a protein of 82 amino acids. The transcript has 5 exons. The record is from RefSeq and is a predicted model, not a curated record. NCBI's taxonomy places the organism in Eukaryota, Metazoa, Chordata, Aves, Galliformes, Phasianidae.
GAGCAGAGCUCGCUGGCUUGAGUUUGUUUGCAAGGGACGUUCAGUUGCAAAGGUGGUGAGGGGAGAGAUUGUAGUAGGAUUCCAGAAAGCUGUGCUGCAGCCAGACUUGCUAACAAAAGGAUCCAGCCUGCAGCCUUGCAUUGCUCCUACAGUCAGAGCAGGUUUUUCUUCUAGAGCCAAGAGCAGAAAACACGAAUUGCUUCACCUCUGCCCACACUGCCAUCUCUUGGAAUGGAAGCAACACUGGAAACUUGCUGAUAACCUCACAGUGCUGUGUGAAGGGGAAAGGAACCACUUCUGGAGCAGCUCACUUGGGCACAAAGGCUGGAGAGGUUGAGCCAGAAUGUCUUCUGAAGCCUUUCUGAAGGAAAUGCAAACCAUUGGUGAGAAACUUCUCCUUAAGCUCCAGAAACUGCCCAAGGCUGACCCUGUGGAGAUCGUGUCCUUCUGUGUGGUGCUCCUGUUUAUUGUUACUGUUCUCGUGCUGAUGAUCAUCGCUUGCAGCUGCUGCUGCUAUAGCUGCUGUAGCUGCAAUGAGGGUCCUGACCACAGACGUAGGAAGGCCCAGGUCCGCCCAACUGCCCAUCCAUGAAGCGCAUCAAGAGGUGACAUAACCCAUUAUAAAGGACAUGCAUGGACAUCAUGAUUCAGUCCCAUGGGAAUGACUCUCUGCACUAAUGCACUGGAAAUAGCAAUAACAAUAUUAAUGAUUAUGACUCAGAGGAACAGAAACCACAGCAUGAAAUUCAUUAUUCCUGUGACACCUACUGCUGGGCUCCACGGUGUGAGCAGAAAGGUAACACAACUUUACCAAUAACUGUCUCCCUGUUUGGGGUGGGCUGGGACACCUGCUUCUGAUAAAAAAAGACACACUUACCCAAUAACAGUCCUGCAGCUGGGCUGGCCAAGGGUUCCUUUUGUGAGCAUCAAGCCACACACCAAACCACAGCACGUGCGAGCUGCCACGUGGCUAGGGGGCAUCUACUCUCUUCACAAGUGGCUGAUCCGGAUGGGUGAUGCUGAGUGCUAGCAAAACCACUGACAUCUCUGGGAUGUUGACAUGCUCAGAACAUCUUGGAUCAAGCCUAAACCUGCUCUCUCAAAAGCCAUGUGCAAUAGACACCUUCAGCUGAGAUCACUGCUGAAAACAACCGAUUGUCAACCUUCUGAUGUAAAUAUGCCAUCUGAGACUCUAUGUACAGCUCCCUGACUACAAAUACUCCCUGCCUUCUUUUGUGUCACAGUGAUGUGAAACUGUCAAAAAGAAGAAAUCAGGACAGGUGCAAUACCCUUUGUAAAGAGAAAGAUGAAGGCAUUUGAGAAAAAAAUCACUGAUGUUACAGUUUAAUUUGAUAAACGUGCUUCUUCCCAACCUCCAUGUGGUAGUUAGAUCUGUCAUGAAUUCUGCUCUUCUGCAUAUUGCAUGUGAGUGGUCCUUAGAGCAUGGGAGUUACAGGAGACAAACAAGACCUCAUCCUUACUCGAGGGACCUGUAUGCCUGACUCUGUGCACCAUGUGCAGCUUAUUUCAGUGGACAUAAACAAUAUGCCAAAGGUAUGUUUAUUAGCAUACACAAAGGCAUUUCAAAGGAGUGACACGCAGCAUGGUAAUUGUCACUUCAGGGUAUACAUGCAGCAGCGGACAGCUGGCAUUUUGACAAAGCACAGCCAAGAAUGGCCUGUACAGCUGAAGUUACCAAGUGAAAAUAAAUCCCUAUUCCAUGCUGCAGCCACUGUGUAUGUUUGGUUUACACCGCGGUGAACUUUAAGGAAUUUCUGUAAGUACAAAGCUAAGGUGCAGACAAGGACUUUUGUAACUGGGAGAGCCAAAUGGAAGAUCAUCAUAUUGCAUCCAACUCUGCAAGCCACUGGGCUUUCUUUCAGCCCAAAGUGUGAGAAAAGUCACUUUACAAGAAGGUAUAAAAAGAUGAGUACUCAUAGAUAAGUCAUCUUCUACCCCUUGCAUUCCACAUCCUAAGUGCAGAGGAGUCAAGGGGAUUACACAUAUACACAUAUGUAUACUAGAACCAAGUCCAGAAAGAGAGAAAAGAAUCAAGUUUUUAAGUGGGAUUUUAAGUAUUUUCAUGCUUCAGAAGGGUCAACAAAACAGAAACUUUGUAAAGAGACCUCUUUUCUCUGAUGCCUAUAUCCAAAUUACUAGAGUGCACAUUACACCUAUAGCUUCUCAUGUAUUUAAUGCACUUUAAAAAAAUAAACUAGAUGUAGGUAUUUUGCAUUUUUUCCACUUGCAUAUUGGAAUAAAUCUGCAGCCACUAUCACAGAGAAUAACCUAAAUUCAUGACAAAGUUCCUCAAACUACCAACAUUACUUAAAAAUUAAUUAAAAACAAAACAAAAACAGCAGUGAAAAAAAUUAACUAAAGCCAACAACCUGCCAGGCGAAAAUGGGGACAUUAUCCCCAUUUCCCAUAUCCCCUAUACUGAUCCCUAGAAAUUAAGCAUUUGAGCCCCAACUUGAUCACUGCAAUCAAAUGAGUAAAAUAAAACUGUACCAGUAUAAGCUGCUACAUGCACAGCCAUAUUAAGGCCAACAAAUUGCUGGCCUUCAUUAUACUAUCCCAAAGCUUCUACUUCCAACAGAUGUGUUAGGAUUUACUGUGAUCAACACGCCAAGAUGCACCUCAUUAACCUCUCUGUCAGAUGUUUUUGCUCCUUUUAUUUACAAACAAGAGACAACCAAGGUGACACAGAAGUCUCAGAACCUCUCUUCUGCAGGAGACAGCCUCAACAGACAUUUCAGUUUCUAAAUUAAAUCACGAGACAUGAGAAAGAAUAGAGCUUACUUUCUUUUUCCUAGCCUGUGCUAGACAGUGCCAGCUACAGCAGUUAACAGAAUCCCAUUGAGAAAUGUUUCAGCAGCAUGGAACCAGGCUGUACUAACAGUUAGGAGGAAACACAGCAGGCUGGAAACAUACCAACAGCUCUGACAGGUUGCUGUCAGUGGGAAUGAGCUGCCAGGAGCUAUUGCAAAAGGAGAGCCACAGAUACGUUUCCCCAGUCAUGUUACAACCUAAACCACUGACAGGCAGGGGAUAGCAGAAAUGGCUCUUUUCUUAUUUCUCCCACUGUAAUUUCAUGAAUUAGAAGCAGACAAUCUCUUUCAAAAAAGCACAGAGGAAGGCAGACUACUGAAAAACUGUUUCAAAUGCAGCAGUUUGAGUUUGCCUGGAAGAAACUGCAAAGGGAAACAGUUACUUCAGUCCUAAUGAUACGAGUGUUGAAAUAGCUUCUUUUCCUGAGAAACACAAAGCAGAUCACAGCCUCUCCAGAAGAAGCAGCUGAAGCUUCACCGACCACUUAAUGGAACAGCUUAUAUUCUGUAACAUCGUCUGUUAGGCUUCAGAGAGACUUGCUUGGCUUGUGAAAAACAAAUUUCCUUCCAUUGGUAACACUCAUACCUUCCUCCUCCUCUCUCACUUCUCUUUAGCACUUUCCCUCUGUUAUUCCCCAGUUCAGAAAGCAACAGGGAGAGUUUAUACUGCUAACAGCAGUACAAGGUUCUAUGACUUCAACCACUGAAAAUGUCAUGAUGAAGCUUGGACUAGAGGAUAGAGUUGUUGAGUUGUUCAGAGUCCACUUUACACAUAGCAACCUCCUAACAGAACUUGUAAUACAGAUACAGUCAAGACCCUAAAAAGAACUUCCUCUUCUCCCCCGUUACAACCUUCCAAAGAUAGAGGACAUGAAAGACCUCUACAAGCACUCAAAUAGGUGCAUAAGUGGAUAAAGGCAUGGAGACGAAGAAAUUAAUGACAUGUGAACUGAGCAUUUCUAACUAGGCUCAAGGCCUUUGAUUAGAUUAGCCACACCUUUGCAGGAGAGCCAGCUGUUAAACAUUUACUGCAGUACAAAUAGGUAAUUUUCAUGCUAAUUCUACAGCUCUCUAGGUGUAGUAAAGAGAUCCCUAGCCACAGGAUAAGAUCUUUUCAGGCAGGUGAAAAAGAGGCACCAGAAGAACUGCCCACUGCAAACUCAACAGCUUCAGCAGGGUGGAAGGCACCAUGUCAUCAGUACAAGAGAAAUCCUCUGCUCUGGAAGACCUAAGGAAUUGGAUUGCAACAAGUGACUGGGCUAUUGCAGGGUUAGCGGUGAUUGGCAUCUUCUGCCUUGUUAUUGUUGCUUUCUUCUUAAUUGCAGUCGUCUUUGGGUGCUGCUCAUCACCAAGACACAAACGGACUAGGGCAUAAAUAGUGAAGCUGAGGUGCAGUACUUGGAGCUCUGCAUUUAAGCAAGAAUCAGCCCAACUGCAAUAUGUUGUUCUCAUCUUCUGUCCUCAGAUGGUUGUUUCUCCCCAUACAGCUUUCCCACACUGAGAGCAAUGUACCUAUGCCAGCAGGUUGUUCUGCACGUCCACAGCAAACCCCACACAUGGCAAUCUGUAUUCAGGAAGUGAAUGAGGACUCUGGCAUUUCGUUAAUUAUGUCUCUACCUGAUUUCCGUCUUUCAAGCAAAACCACAGGAUAGACUUCCCAAGUGGUCAGCAACUACCUGAAAACAAUGAAGAUCUCUUCCACCACUGUAUUUGCUUGUUUGUUUUUCUAUUUUGCAAAUGGGCACUAGGAAAGUGACCAGCAGAAGCUUUGUCUGAAUCAAUUCUCUAAAAGCAGCUUAAACAGUUGUUCUCCUAUCAUACUCAAACAAUAGCCUAAAUAUACGAUGCAAAAAUUUGCCUGCCAGAAUACAAA